Messenger RNA from Pelagomonas calceolata, 786 nucleotides. The record is from the annotation of a GenBank genome assembly. Lineage: Eukaryota; Pelagophyceae; Pelagomonadales; Pelagomonadaceae.
AUGGCAUGGUCUCGACACAGGUUCAUGGACAACACGGCCAAGCGGACGCUGAGCCCGUUACUACUGCUAGGCGAGGCCUUUGAGGGCAUGUUGGAGAUGACGCACGUAGGCCCCUUCGAAGAGAGACCGAUCGGUGUUGGUAACGACGACCUCGGUAAGCUCUACGGGACGGCGCACUACUUGUUCGGUUGUAUUGGUUAUAAACUGGCAAACGAGGGCGUCGGCGAGUGGGACGACUCUUACUUCGAAAACAUUACUAUACCGGUGGGCUGGCACCACGCGCACAUGCUGUCGCUACUGCUGGCCGUCAUCGCGCUCCUGGCGAAGCUGAAGGAGAGGUCGAAGUGGGAGGAGGUCCACUGGUUGUCGCUCUGGUUCGGCAUGGCGUUUCGGGUCGUGCUCUAUGGCCCGGAGCACAUGUUCCCCGCGGAAGGCCUCCUCGAAGCUCACCGCAUCCGCGUCGACGUCUUCUCCGACGGCACCGGGAACCGGAUCUGGGCUCGCACCAGCGCACCAUCGCACUUUAUAUGCUUGACGUGGUCGCUUACACAGGUACUCACGCCCUACUUGGACACGGUGACGAUCGCGCGCGCAUGGCUCUUGCCACCGCGGUCCGUCGCGGCGAUCGAGGCGAACGGCCUCGACCUCACGGUGCGCGCGGUCGAGUUCCGCCAGGAGCACCCCUACGAGCACGCGGACGACGGCGGGCGGCCGGGCUUCGUCUUCCGCGAGAAGAUCCGCGAUGAGGCUGGCGUCCGCCGGCCGGAUCGCCAGGACCAGUGGUAG